Messenger RNA from Trypanosoma brucei brucei TREU927, 1329 nucleotides. RefSeq lists its product as hypothetical. NCBI's taxonomy places the organism in Eukaryota, Euglenozoa, Kinetoplastea, Trypanosomatida, Trypanosomatidae. Bases 1 to 1329 code for a protein of 442 amino acids. The record is from RefSeq and is a predicted model, not a curated record. The transcript has a single exon.
AUGAAAAUAUUACGCGAUGUUUACAGGCAAACCUUCCCAAAGAAAUUGCGAUUCGACAAGUCUUCCCGAAUUCUUUACGCCCAGAUAUAUGUGAUAGCGAGGCGCCACAAGCAUCGGAAAUACAUACCGAAGGAGGAUAUCGAAGACGUCCUUAACAAUUACACAACGCUACCGGGAUCCCCAUGGUUACAGCUUCCGAUAAUCCGACAUGUUUUGCUGAUACGACAGAUAAAUGGGAUCCGUGGCUUCUUUGGGAAACGCUCUUGGCUUCUCAACCGGGCUGUGGAAGAGGAGUUUAACAAAAUUGUGCGGUGGAUGAAUGCGCAGGAGCAGUUAGUAUUGAGGACGGGAGCGGGUAGAUGCGCUGCAAAUCUUGUGCUCCGAGAAAAGUUUGUAAAGGAGGUACUGGACGUUUUUCACGUAGCCACGGCUUACCAACGUAUGGUGCGUGUUGGGGCCCUUUUGAUUGUUAUACUUUUACUUCUUCUUAUCGUUAUGGUAAAUGUGGAUCGUUUCGUGUACGUAUACCUGGUACACUGGUCGGGCAUGUGUCGCACGGAGGUGAUGGAGUGGUUCCGUGAGAUAACUGAGCAGCACGCCGUAGCGGAGGUGCCUCCGGCGUAUCGAAGUUUGUUGCCACCUCCCUGUGUGAUGCGUGUCGCUGAGGAUGGCCGGGUAAAGUAUGAAUUAAAAAUAGCUGAACUUGUUUCUAAGGAUGAGAAUAUCAUUGUUCUUGCGGUCCCCUGCCCACAGGUUGGGACAAAGUCGUUUUUUGCUGCACUGGGAAAGACGGUGGGGCUAUGCGAUGCUGUUCUCAUGGAGGGGGUAUCAUUUGAGUAUAUUGAUCGUAUUGCCCCUGCAUCCCUGUUUCCCCUGCGUGAUGACACAUUCCCCGCCCUUGGUGUGCAUCAUCGCUUUCUCGACAUUCUUCGUGACUCGCGUGAGCCACCGUUUUUGUACCCUGCGGGCACAGAAUUGAGCUGGUCGGCUUACUUGCAGCACCUUCUAAUUCCAUUUGAAGUCAAGUGUAUUUAUUGGCCCACAUUCUCCUCUGCGUCAAAAGGGGAGGCGCGGGUGGGUUGGGGUCGAUUGAGGGAGCUCAUUGAAAAAGUAACUGUGGAACAAGAACGAGCACAAUUAGGAGAGGAUAAGAAAGAGCUGAAGCCGUAUGUUAUUUGCUUACCGUGGACAGUGAACCAGAUAGUUAAUCUGGAGGCUAGCUUAGUUAAAUUGGGGUUUCGCGUGAGAAGGGUGUUUCCAUUGGAGUGGAUCGACCGCGACCACAUGGGCGAGCAUUUCUGUAAUUAUUACAGCCUUGUUGGGGAAUGA